Hibiscus syriacus is the source of this 3529-nucleotide messenger RNA. RefSeq names its product transcriptional corepressor SEUSS-like. Lineage: Eukaryota; Viridiplantae; Streptophyta; Magnoliopsida; Malvales; Malvaceae. Bases 685 to 3444 code for a protein of 919 amino acids. Gene Ontology annotation, cellular component: transcription regulator complex; nucleus. The transcript is spliced from 10 exons. Gene Ontology annotation, biological process: negative regulation of transcription by RNA polymerase II; positive regulation of transcription by RNA polymerase II. The record is from RefSeq and is a predicted model, not a curated record.
CAAUCUAAUGGAAUGCAAUUUUGACGUCCGCAAAGGACAAUAAAAUAACACUCCUUCUCUCUCUAGACACAGCGAAGCCGAAGAUGAACUGGGCAUGUACUUAGACAAGAAAAGAAAAAUUGAUUUGAGAGACGAGCGAAGAGUUCUUUUUUUUCCUGGUGAAAUGAGUAAAAACCAUAUAAAUUGCUUCAGUUCAUUGAAGCAAAAGGUAAAAGAAUUGAAGUGAGAGAAAGUUCAAAAGACAAUUUGGGUAUUUUUGUUUUGGGUGUGUUUUCAUUGAAACCGAAGUUUUGAAGAUUUGGGAAACUUCCUUUUCUCUUUUUUUUUUCUUUGCCCCUUAUUCUUUGUUUAUCUUUUCAUAGUAGCAGUGGGAUUUUUUUAAACUCUGGAAUUCAUGCGAAAGCCUUCAACUGUUGGUUGUCUGUAAUGUUAGAAUGCUCAGAAUCAGAGCUCCUUCUUGGGGCAGCUUGUAUUGUGGAACACAAAGCUGUAUGCUCAGGCACUGAACCGACCCCUUAUUUUUCGUGCACAAUGAGUGGGAAGCUGGAAGCAGCCAAGUUGGGGAUAAACUGCUGAUUUCUUGGAGCUCUAUGGCUGUAUUUUUGUGAUUUGUUCUGUAACAGUGGUUUAUUUUGAUAGUUGUUUCAAUUUUGUGUGAGAGUUUUAGAUAGUGAUUCUUGAGACAUGGUGCCUUUGGGGCCUUCUACUCCUGUAGGUGGUGCACAAUCAGUUCCGUCUUCUCUUUUGCGGACUAAUUCGGGGAUGUUAGGGUCGCAAGGUGGUGGUCUUCCUUCUCAAUCCGGGUUCCCUUCAUUAGUGUCCCCUCGAACUCAGUUUAGCAAUAUGAAUAUGCUUGGAAAUGUGCCUAAUGUGUCUUCCCUUCUUAAUCAGUCCUUUGGGAAUGGGGGUCCGAACCCUCAGCUUUCUGGUCCUGGGAGCACUCAGCGUGGAGGAAUUGACCCAGGGGCUGAAUCUGAUCCACUUUCAAAUGUUGGUACUGGGAUGGGGUUUAAUGCCCCAUCAUCAUCAUUUGUGCCAUCGAACAUGGCAAACCCCGGAUCAUCUGGUCAAGUUCAAGGCCAACAAUUUUCAAACCUUUCAGGGAACCUUAUUUUACCGGAUCAACAGCAACCCCAACAACCUGAGUUGCAACAUUUCCAACAUGGUCAACCGGGAAUGCAACAAGUCUCUGCGCCUCACAAUACCCAACAAGGACAGCUGCUGCAGCAGCAACAACAAUUUCAAUCUAUUAGAGGAGGCUUGGCUGGCGUUGUAGCAGUCAAAUUGGAGCUGCAACAACUGGCUAAUGAUCAGCAUGGCCAUCAGCAACAGCAGUUGCAAUCGCUUAGAAAUCUUGCUCCUGUUAAACUGGAACCACAACAUAUCCCGCCUACAAGGACUUUGGCACUGGUAAAAAUGGAACCUCAACAUUCAGAUCAGUCAUUGCUUUUGCAUCAGCAGCAGCAGCAGCAACAGUUACUCCAAAUGUCACGGCAGUCCCCGCAAACUGCUGCUGCCCAAAUUAAUCUUUUGCAUCAACAAAGACUCUUGCAGCUUCAACAGCAACAACACCAACAGCAACUUUUGAAAGCAAUGCCUCAACAAAGGUCACAAAUACAGCAGCAGUUUCAACAGCAGAAUUUGCCUUUGAGAUCACUCGUGAAAUCAGCAUAUGAGCCUGGGAUGUGUGCCCGGCGUCUGACACAUUACAUGUAUCAGCAACAACAUAGACCUGAAGACAACAACAUUGAAUUUUGGAGAAAAUUUGUUGCCGAGUACUUUGCACCAAAUGCCAAAAAGAAGUGGUGUGUUUCUUUGUAUGGAAGUGGCCGCCAAACAACUGGUGUUUUCCCUCAGGGUGUAUGGCACUGUGAAAUAUGCAAUCGGAAGCCAGGACGUGGUUUUGAGGCGACUGCUGAAGUUCUCCCUAGGCUUUUAAAGAUUAAAUAUGAAAGUGGUACUUUAGAAGAACUUCUUUAUGUUGAUAUGCCCCGUGAGUAUCAGAAUUCAUCUGGCCAAAUUGUCUUAGAUUAUGCAAAAGCAAUACAAGAAAGUGUUUUUGAGCAACUUCGUGUUGUUCGUGAUGGUCAGCUUCGGAUAGUUUUCUCACCAGAUCUAAAGAUAUGUUCUUGGGAAUUUUGUGCUCGGCGUCAUGAAGAACUCAUCCCUAGAAGAUUAUUGAUACCUCAGGUUAGUCAGCUUGGGGCCGCAGCUCAAAAGUAUCAAGCUGCAACUCAAAACGCAUCAAAUUUAUCUGCUCCAGAUUUGCAGAAUAACUGUAACUCGUUUGUAGCAUCAGCUCGGCAAUUGGCUAAAGCCUUGGAAGUGCCAUUGGUAAAUGAUUUGGGUUAUACAAAGAGAUACGUGCGAUGUCUUCAGAUAUCUGAAGUGGUUAAUAGCAUGAAAGACUUGAUUGAUUACAGUAGAGAAACGAGGAUCGGACCCAUGGAGAGUUUGGCUAAGUUCCCUCGAAGAACAAGCGCUUCAUCUGGUUUUCAUGCUCAAGCUCAACAGUCCGAGGAACAGCUAAAACAGCAGCAGCAGACAUUGCAACAGAAAAUGAUGUCCCAGAGCUCUAAUGGUGAUCAAAGUAAUGCCCAGGGUUCUGGGAUGCUGCUUCCUGCUAACAACGGUGUGGCUAAUAUGAAUAACUCGCUUAAUGUAGCAUCUGCAUCAACAUCUGCCGGCAUCAUUGCUGGGUCUCUACACCAGAAUUCCAUGAGCUCCAGGCAGCCGAAUUCUAUGAAUAAUGCAAGCAGUCCCUAUGGUGGAAACUCUGUUCAGAUUCCAUCACCGGGUUCCUCUACCAGUAUACCACAAACACAAGCACAAGCAAAAGGAAAUCCUUCUCCGUUUCAGUCGCCGACACCCUGCUCAUCUAAUAAUCCUCCUAAAGCUUCAAAUGGCGCCUUAGCAGCUUCAAGUCACAUGAGUUCCACAAAUUCUCCAGCAAUGAACAUGCCCAUGCAGCAGCCAGCUCUUUCUGGUGAGGCUGACCCCAAUGAAUCGCAAAGCUCCGUUCAGAAAAUCAUUCAUGAAAUAAUGUCUAGCCAACUUAAUAAUAAUGGUGGCAUGGUCAGUGCCGGCACUCUAAGCAAUGAUGUGAAGAGCGUAAACGGAAUGCUACCACCAAGCAACAAUACAGUUCUCAAUGGCGGCAACACUUUGAUUGGCAACGGGGUCAUCAACAACAAUAAUCCAGUUAGUGGCGUUGGGUUUGGUUUGAUGACUGGUGGACUCGGCCAGUCUGCUAUAAUGAAUGGAAUCAGAGCAACAAUGGGAAACAACCCGGUCGUGAACGGUAGGAUUGGUAUGGCACAGAUGGCUCGGGAACAACACAUGAACCACCAACAACAUGACAUGGGGAACCAGCAAUUGAAUGGGCUUGGAGCAGUUAAUGGUUUUAAUAAUAAUUGUCAAUUUGACUGGAAACCUUCCCCAUGAGAAAAUGACAUGGGUUUCUUUGAUUACACUAUAUAUGAUAGAUCAAGGUCUUCCCUCCCACUGUACUAAUUUCAGAGAAAGUGAA